This is a messenger RNA of Epinephelus lanceolatus (giant grouper), 1639 nucleotides long. RefSeq names its product cilia and flagella associated protein 418 (gene cfap418). Gene Ontology annotation, cellular component: cytosol. NCBI's taxonomy places the organism in Eukaryota, Metazoa, Chordata, Actinopteri, Perciformes, Serranidae. The record is from RefSeq and is a predicted model, not a curated record.
CUGUGAGCGUGUUGUCUGGCUGCUGCUAGCUGGGGUUAGCACCAAACAUGGACGAUGAAGACGACCUGGACGAACUGCUGGAUGAAGUUGAAAAAAAGUUUUGUAGAAACGUUUCUGUCGCGUCCGUCGCUCGCGUGGAGCCGAGCGAGGCGGGAAAAAGUGGGAAAGACAACGAAGGACAGAAAAAACACAGUGCCACAAAACCUGAACAGCCGAUAAGCAGCGACACCAACGAUAUUGACGCCCUCCUGGAGGAAUUACUGGAGGAAGACUACAGCGAGUCGUCUCAAAUAAAGACUGAACAGUUUCCUAAAGGAACACAAGUGGAGAAGAAGCUGUCGUCUCAGUCUGGAGGGAGAAAGUGCUGCCCUGUGUUCGUUGGUGGGAGCUCCGUCACAAACGGUGUAGGAACAGCUACAUCCAAGAGGUCAUGUGACCAGUUGAGGUGUACGUCCUGUGACUUCCGGGUGCUGAUGUUUGAUGACUGUGAGUGGGACGUGUCCUGUGAUUACCUGUUCCUCAGGAACAACAUGCCGGACCGUCAGAAGCUCAGAGCCAAGCUGAAGAAGAGGAGAGGUUUACGGGCGUACGCCUGCCAGUGCAGCUGGUUCUCCACGUCGGAGCCGACGGACCUCAGAGACCAGCCUCAGCUCAGAUGGGUCUGUGGAAAACACCAGGACUGAUGGUCACUCCUCACUCUGGAUAACAGAAAUGUUAUGGACAGAGAAACUUCUGCUGCUCAUCUGUUCAGCUGAUCCCUGUUUUUUACUCUAUUGACUUUAGCAGCGUUUCAGAGGCGAAAUCCGUCCUCAGACAGAAUGAAUGGAUCUCCAAGUAGGAAACUUCAGGAAGGUUUCAACCCCAAGUAUUCAUGAGAAACAGUCGACAGCUUCAUUAUGGUGGUACGUGAUUUUCACACCACACAACAGUCACGUCUGUCAUCUUCAGUAUCUCAAAUUUAUACUUCUGAAACCCUGGAAUUACUAUCAAGUCACUGAUGUGUUAAAUAGUCAGACACUUGUGUUUGAUAAAGCUGUACAUAAUAAUAUAAUGUGUUGAGCUGAGGGGAAGUGCAGACUCGUUGAGUUUAUCGCUACAGGCGACUCUCCGUUAUAAAGUAAUCGUGAUCCAGUGUUAAUAUAAAACUGUUGAUUAAUGUAGCUUUAAUCAUGAAACACAAAUUCAUAUCUGUGUGAAAAAGAUCUGAAACAUGUUAGGAAAUGUUAUUUUAUAUUUCAGCUGAUGAACUUUUUAUCACUGUGUUGUUAGUUUGAUGCAAACACAUUUAUUAUUUAACUUGUGAGCAGUUACAUCACUAUGGAUGUGAAGUCUAAUAUUAAAACUGUUCAUAUAUAAAUGUGACAUGCUCUUUUAUAGACACACAUAAUGAAUCAGUGACUCAGUCAGUGCAGAAUUAAUGAACUCCAAACUGUGCAGGUUCAAAUCAACUGGUUCAUUAGCGUUUAAUUCUUUCCUGUAAGUUAACGUCACGUGUGGCCUGGUUUUAUUUCAGAAAGGAUUCAUGCAAACAGUCUGUCACUAACACAUAAUCCAACAGUCCUGCUGUGUAACAGGAUAUUAACCCCCUCCACUUGUCCUGUUACUGAUGAUUUGUUAAAUUAAAGUCACAUAAAAGCUG